UCACAUCUGCAGCUGCUGGAUUUACUCUGAUGGAUGUAGAAAAGCUGGGAAGUGCGUUGUGAUUAUGAUCUCCGGGAGUGUUUAAAGGAAACAUGGGAAUAGACUUGAUGCAGUUAUUUUCUCUGCUCGUGUGUUGUGAACUUUCAGCGGCUCUUACACAUGAAGACACUUUGCGGUCUAGCAGUAACGAACACGAUGGCGCCUAUGAUAACGCUAAUGAGAAGCGAUGGACACUUUUGGAGUACUGGAAAGUCUUUAACAAAGUAAACAGAGACCAGAUACAUUCUGACAGAAUACCUGCUUUCCAUCUGGACGGGAUUUUAAAGGGAAAUAUCAGCACAGAGUCCGAAAAAGAUGUCAAAACAGCAGACCGGAGUCUUGGUGUCGUGGACACACAUAGUACUCGUGUAAAUACCAACAUGGACCAGUCCUGGACCAGUCAAGGUGUGUAUCAUCGAGCAAAAAGAGCUGUCAUGGACCGACACGAUAUCAUCGAUUCAAAUCAGCCAUUGCCUGUAGUUGAGAAGUUGGAAAACCUGCCUAAACCUUCAGCCCAGAACCAGCCAGAAGGUCUUCCGACCGAGCCUCCGUCCCAAACCGAACUUUUCACAGAAGACAUCACUCCACUGGGUCCUAUUAACACUCGACCUCAAGGUCCCGGGCUUCCAAACCCGUUUUAUCCGCUCACAGGAGAAUCUUACGGUGCCUACGCGAUAGUGUUGGUGUCUGUAACCAUGUUCACAACGGGGAUAAUCGGUAAUAUCGCAAUCAUGUGCACAGUGUGCAAUAAUUACUACAUGCGCAGUGUUUCCAACUCGCUGCUCGCCAAUCUGGCACUGUGGGAUUUCUUCAUCACCUUCUUCUGCCUGCCGUUAGUGGUUUUUCACUACCUCACCAAGAACCUGCUGCUUGGAGAUAUAUCCUGUAAAAUUAUACCCUACAUUGAGGUGGCUUCUUUAGGUGUAACUACCUUCACCCUUUGUGCCUUGUGCAUAGACCGCUUUCGUGCUGCCUCCAACAUUCAGAUGUACUACGAGAUGGUCGAGAACUGCAUCUCCACCUCAGCCAAGCUGGCAGUAAUCUGGCUGGGAGCGCUGCUGCUGGCACUGCCUGAGCUGCUCAUCCACCAGCUGGUGACGGAGGAGCGAGAGGUGCCCACUGAGGUGCCAACUGAGGUGCCGUUUGAGAUGUCUGGUAAAAUGCUACCCUGCGAACGCUGUGAAAUCCGUAUCUCUACAGCACUUCCCGACUCCCUCUAUGUGCUGGGCCUGACUUAUGACAGCGCUCGCUUGUGGUGGCACUUCGGGUGCUACUUUUGCCUGCCGACUGUCUUUACCAUCGUCAGCUCAGUGGUGACUGCGCGGAAGAUGCGCCAGGCUGAGAGUACGAAUGUUCGAGGGAAGCGUGAGCAGAUUCAACUGGAGAGGCGGAUGAACUGUACGGUGGUGGCACUGGCCAUUCUCUAUGGCUUCUGCGUGAUCCCAGAAAAUGUCUGCAAUGUGGUUUUGGCAUACAUGGCUGCAGGCAUGUCGCGCCACACCCUUGAUGUUCUGCACCUGCUCAGUCAGAUGCUGCUGUUCUGCAAGUCUGCAGUGACACCCGUGCUGCUGCUGAUCCUCUGCAAGCCCUUCAGCAAAACAUUUUUGCACUGCUGCUGUUGCUGCUUGGAAGAAUGCAGCCCACCUAAAGCUUCCAAUGGGCAGAGUGAUGACAACGAAAAUGAAGUCACCACUGAACUGGAGCUCUCACCCUAUAGCACAGUGCACAAAGAGGCAGCUAGUCACACAUCUGUAGGAGCACACUGCUAGGGGACUACAGUACUGUUCUGUAACAUAUUUAGGAUGCACCUUAUUCUAUUUCAUUCCAGAAUUGCAUUUUCUAUCCAUAGGAUAUGUUCUACGUUCUUCU
This is a messenger RNA of Trichomycterus rosablanca, 1908 nucleotides long. It is a transcript of the gene gpr37a, whose product is annotated as G protein-coupled receptor 37a. Gene Ontology annotation, cellular component: plasma membrane; signaling receptor complex. The record is from RefSeq and is a predicted model, not a curated record. Bases 93 to 1808 code for a protein of 571 amino acids. The transcript is spliced from 2 exons. Gene Ontology annotation, molecular function: G protein-coupled peptide receptor activity; prosaposin receptor activity. Gene Ontology annotation, biological process: adenylate cyclase-inhibiting G protein-coupled receptor signaling pathway; positive regulation of MAPK cascade. Lineage: Eukaryota; Metazoa; Chordata; Actinopteri; Siluriformes; Trichomycteridae.